Messenger RNA from Myxozyma melibiosi, 2124 nucleotides. RefSeq names its product Sds3-like-domain-containing protein. The record is from RefSeq and is a predicted model, not a curated record. Gene Ontology annotation, biological process: negative regulation of transcription by RNA polymerase II. The coding region runs from base 195 to 1907 and encodes 570 amino acids. Lineage: Eukaryota; Fungi; Ascomycota; Lipomycetes; Lipomycetales; Lipomycetaceae. Gene Ontology annotation, molecular function: histone deacetylase binding. The transcript has 3 exons. Gene Ontology annotation, cellular component: Sin3-type complex.
GGCAUAAAUAAAGUUUUGCAAUUAGCGUGCGGCGCGAGCGUCGGCUGGGCUUUGUUGCCGCGAAGGGGAGACCGUCGCCGGUCCCGGGAAAAACAUCGCCUUUUUGCUUCUUCUUUUCUGAUUGCUUUUGUGAACAGUUUGUUGUUUAAGAGCAGGAUAUUGUACAGAAGAAGAGAUUAAGUCAGGACAGCAGUAUGAGCGACACACCACCGAACGCAGCUACCUCUGCGCCCUCGCCGUCGCAGCAGCAGCAGCAGCAGCAACAAGAGUCCACCUGGACGGCCGGCAGCAGCAUCGUCGAGCCUGUUGUCGACGGAGCAGCAGAGGUUGCGGAUGAGAAUCCGGAAGAGGCCGAGACCGAGAUUGAGGGUGAGAAUAACAAGAGCGAGAGAACACCGCUCGAUGGGCUCGAUCUUGCUGGUGCUGCGGGGACGGGCGGCGAGGAUGGAGCGGAGAGGAGUGGAGUUGCUGCGGUGGCGGCGACGAGUGUCGGUGCUAGUGCGGAUGCAGAGGCGGCUGCUAUUGAGAGUAUGAUGUUUUUGGGACAUGAUGAGACUGCAGCUGAUGAGGCGGUCGCGGCGGACGAGAAGGAAGAGGGCGAGAUUGACUCUUCCGACGACUUGUCUGCUCCGCCCACGCUGGACGGCAGCCUAAAAGACGACGACGAUGAGGACGACGAAGAUGAAGAUGAGGAGGAUGAAGACGAUGAGGAUGAAGAUGAGGAAGAAGAGGAGGAGGGUGAGGUUGCUGGAGGUGCGGAGGAGGAGGACGAAGAGGAAGAAGGGUCAGAGGAAGCGGAGGAGGUCGUGAAGAAAGCGGAGGAAAUCAAAGCCAACGCUGCAAAGGUUUCUAGUUUAAAAACUUUGAGCACGAAGCUUUCGAUGCCCGCUGGGGAAGAGGAGGAGGAUGAGGAAGAAGAGGGAGAGGAAAUGGAGGAAGACGAGGAGGAUGAGGAAGACGACGAAGCAAAGAUGGACGUCGACAAAGAUCCGGUCGUGGAUCAGUCAACAGAAUCUGCGAAAGUCGACACUCCAAAGCAAAAGCUUACCGAAGCUGAUGAGGAAGAGGGCGAGGACAAACAAGACAAGGAAGAACCCGCUGACGAAGAACUAAUCGACGAGUCUGCCGACGCAGAAGCCCCAGCUGAGGAAGAGAUCGACGAGGCCGUCGACGCUGCGGAUGGGGAGGAUGAAGAGGCCGCUGAAGUUACCGAAGCUGCGGAGGCUGAGGCCGAGGCCGAGGACGGUGAGCUCGAGGAGGAGGAAGAGGAGGUCGAAGCCACGCCGACUAAGAAACGCAAGGUCGAAGACGACGAGGAUAACGAGGAACGAGCACGGAAACGACGAGCGGCCGUGGCGUCGCUGACCGAGAUCGAAGUCGAGUUUGCCAAACUGCGCGAUCGACUACACGAGGACCGCAUACUACGACUGAACGCCGAGAUCGAAAUGUGCCUACAAGGCCGACACCCCGAGCUAGCGGCCGUGUACGAGCAGAUUGCCCGAACGCGCGACGAACGGAUCCGUCUCGCCGAGGCCCACAGACGGUACCGCCGGCGGUGCAUUGAGAACCAGACGAGGUCCUACAGAAGCCACUGGCACCAGCAGUUUUUCAAAAACGUCGCGAACCUGCGCGCAAAGAUGAUGUCCGAAACCACCGAGACUUGGUACAGGAUCAACCGCGAGCGGAGGGCGAUGGACGCGCUCGUGCCGUUUUAUGGAUACCGGAUCCCCGAGAAGCGGUCGACGCAGGUGCGCCAGCGACAGGCGCAGUAUCAGGAGGUUGCGAUCCUGACGGGUCUGGCAAAGUACGUUGGGUUCCCUGCUGCGCCGGACAUUAACUCUGCGAGCGCGGACGAGAUUGCAGAGGACCUGGAGGCACUGCGGGGGCCUAAGUUUGUGCCUAUGUAGACAAUAGAUUGUCCUUGGUUUGACUACAGUGGGGUUUAUGUUUGAGAUUGUCAUGGCGUUUGUAUAGUCCUAAUUUAGUAUCAGUAUUUAACUAUUUUGAAGCAUUCUGAGUAGUGAUGACCCAGUGAGUAAGUAAUAAGAGGUAUGGUGUAUGAUUUUUUUGAUUAACCGAAAUACAAAACAUCAAUAAUUUUUUAAACCCAUCAGAUUUUGUACA